UUUCGUUUCUCUCAGCGCCAAGGUUCGAACCUCGCCGGUUUCCUUCUUUUUUUUUUUUUCCUUCCCCAUUUUCAUUUUUCUCCUUCUUCUUCGUCCAGAAAAGCCAUGGAUAAGGAUAACGACGGGUCAUCUGGUCGUCCGAGAACGCAUAAGUUUAUACCGAAAGGUCGCAAAAAGACCAGAGCACCUGUGCCCGCACCUGAGGUUGGUGAUAAUGACGAUGGUGAAGAAGCCAGAAAGGCCGAGGCUCUGUUUCGUCAAUUCAAUGAGAAUUCCCGAAGACGGGGGCCCAAAGUCGAAAAGAAAUCUUCAGUGAGAGUUGCAUUUGGUCCUGGAGCAGAUACAUCCUCAACAUCUAUUAGAACAUAUGGAACUGCAAAGGAUGGUAAUACUGGCAAAAGCAGCAGCUCAGGACUCGAAGACUCUGAUGAUGAUCAAAGUCCACCAACUUUGCCUGAAGUUGGAAAAGAUGUGUCCAUGGAAGAUGCUACUGAUGUAGAACCUCUUCAGACUGUGAAGCAAAGAUAUACAGAAUGUUGGGAUUCUGAGACUACAUACUAUCCUACUACUCUCCCUCUCAGGAAGCCCAACUCUGGAGACCCCGAAGUCCUUAAUGAGAAUGAAUUUGGGGAGGAUGCUGAAAAAGAGUAUGAUGAGAGCACUAUAAACCAUGCUGCAGAACUUGGGCUGCUGGAGGAAAAAGUGGAAGCAAGGAUGUUGUUUGUUCAACUUCCUACCAUUUUGCCACUGACCAAGCGAUCAGCUACUGCAAAGGGAAAAGAGAAAGUUGGAAGCUCAACAUCACUGGAGAGCACAGGUGCUCCAAAGAAGGGGUGUAGUUUGGAGGAGCUGCCUGGUGGAUAUAUGGGUAAAAUGCUAGUCUACAAGAGUGGAGCAAUCAAGUUGAAGCUCGGAAAUACCCUCUGUGAUGUUUCACCUGGUUCAGAUUGUCUAUGUGAUGAAGAUGUUGCGGUAAUCAACACUGAGGAGAAGAGAUGUUGUGUUCUUGGAGGGAUCAGCCACCGAGCUGUAGUAACUCCUAAUGUAGAUUCCCUCCUAAAUGUGAUUAGCUUGGAUUAAGUGCAGCGAUUUUAGUUACCCGAAUUCGAAUUAUGUGCAAAUUGAGGUGUAAAUGGGGGUAAUUAAGCACAUGAGAAACCUGGUAAUGUAGAUCUGUAAAGGAAAGCUUAGUCUGAACAUAUUGCUAGAAUUACUGACGGUUCUACGUGAUGAAAUGUGAACGGCUGUGGUAGGUGCAGCUAGUAGGUGAUAUUGGAUCUAUUUUAACCUUGAGUAAAAAGGCCAGGAUAUUAUUCUCUUUCAA
Messenger RNA from Prunus dulcis (almond), 1324 nucleotides. RefSeq names its product DNA-directed RNA polymerase III subunit rpc4-like. Lineage: Eukaryota; Viridiplantae; Streptophyta; Magnoliopsida; Rosales; Rosaceae. The transcript is spliced from 9 exons. Gene Ontology annotation, biological process: transcription by RNA polymerase III. Gene Ontology annotation, cellular component: RNA polymerase III complex. Gene Ontology annotation, molecular function: DNA binding. Bases 106 to 1080 code for a protein of 324 amino acids. The record is from RefSeq and is a predicted model, not a curated record.